Molecule: messenger RNA, 1745 nt
Organism: Corylus avellana
Lineage: Eukaryota; Viridiplantae; Streptophyta; Magnoliopsida; Fagales; Betulaceae
Product: serine carboxypeptidase-like 17
Biological process (GO): secondary metabolic process; proteolysis
Molecular function (GO): serine-type carboxypeptidase activity; acyltransferase activity, transferring groups other than amino-acyl groups
Source: RefSeq, a predicted model, not a curated record
CUUUGAAGAAACCCAACCACUUUCCCAGAAUGUUGUUUGGCAUAGUUUCCUUCUUGGCUGUUGCCAACGUUGUUGCAUCACAGUGGGUUAUCAAUAGCCUCCCGGGGUUUUCCGGCGAUCUUCCUUUCAAACUUGAAACUGGGUACAUAGGUGUAGGAGAAUUGGAUGAUGUGCAGCUAUUCUACUACUUCAUUGAGUCUGAGAGGAGUCCAGAAGACGAUGCUCUUGUGCUCUGGCUCACCGGUGGCCCCGGUUGCUCUGCUUUUUCUGGCCUCGUAUAUGAAAUGGGUCCAUUAUCAUUUGACUAUGCAGAGUCCAAAAGGUACUGGCCAAAAUUGAAGUUGAAUCCAUACUCGUGGACAAAGGUUGCUAAUAUAAUAUUUGUGGAUGAACCGGUUGGUACUGGAUUCUCUUAUGCAAAAAGUGCCGAGGGAUAUAAUAUCAGUGAUACAUUAGCAGCAUCAGAACUCUAUGAUUUCCUGCGAAAGUGGCUUAAGGCUCAUCCGAGAUUCCUCAAAAAUCCACUGUACAUCAUGGGAGAUUCUUAUUCAGGCAUAAUUAUACCAAUCCUUGUUCAACAAAUAUCUGAUGGUAAUGAAGUCGGUCGGGAGCCACCUAUGAAUCUCAAGGGUUAUGUGCUUGGAAACCCACUGACAAAUACACAUGAUGACCUGAAUGCAAGAAUCCCAUUUGCUCACCUAAAGGGGCUUCUAUCCGAUGAGCUAUAUGAGUCAACUAAAAGGAAUUGCAAGGGCGAAUAUAUGAAUGUAGAUCCAAGCAACGCACCAUGUGUGGACGAUCUUCGGGUAUUUACUGAGUGUACAGAGAAAAUAGUUCGUGGACAAAUAUUGGAACCUACAUGCCAGUUAUUAUCCCCAAAACGAAGGGUAUCAAAGUGGGAUCCAGAUGCUCUUAAUGGGGAUUCCCUAGACCUCCUCCAAUCCAUCUCUAAUCUUCAUGAACCUCGACGAUGGUGUCGGGAAUAUAACUAUUUGUUCUCAUACAUUUGGGCGAAUGAUAAAAGUGUUCAAAAAGCUCUUCACAUUCGCGAGGGGAGCAUCGAGGAAUGGGUGAGAUGCAAUGAGAGCUUGGUCUACACAUAUGAUGUCCCAAGUAGUCUAAAUUAUCACCGCAACCUUAUCAAGAAAGGCUACCAAGUUCUUAUUUACAGUGGAGAUCAUGACAUGGUUAUUCCAUACAUCGCUACACAUGCAUGGAUAGAAUCGUUAAAUCUGACUACAGCCCAGGAUUGGAGGCCAUGGUUUGUGGAUGGACAAAUUGCAGGGUUCACAAUGCAGUACACAUGGAAAAAGUUCUGCUUGACAUUUGCAACUGUAAAGGGAGGAGGCCACACAGCUCCAGAGUACAAGCCCAGCGAAUGUCUUGCCAUGAUUGAUAGGUGGUUAUCUUACUACCCUCUCUAGUCAAUAGCAGGGUGGAGUCAGGAAUUUAUCUUUGGAUUGGAGGAGCUGAAAUAAAAUGUAAUGAUAAGAUAAUUUUUUAUUCAAAAAAGUGAUAAACUGUUACGAGAAUUAAGUUUUAUGCGAAAUAAUCAUUAAUAAUAGGAUAUAUUAAAAUAUGUGAUACCGUAAAAUAUUUUAUUAUGUUUAUUUUUAUUUGAUAUUGUCUUUAUUUAUUUCCAUGUAAGAGUCUUGAUGACUCAGUCCUAGUUUAUAUUAUAAUAAGAGCUGAUGACUCAACCCUACAAAAUAUUGUAAUAGUUUGCCUAUUUAAAGCCCAUUAUG